CUCUCCUGUCUCUGCUAGCCGCCUCCCCUGCCCGCCGUCUUCCUCACCCACCCCCUUUCUCCGUCUCCCUGGUCCCCGCACCUCCAUUCGGCCUCGGUUGCCUCGACGGAUUGUUGGGGCUGUGGGAAGAGAAAAGGAUAUCGCGAGUAUUGGAGUUUUGGUGAGAGUUUGUGGAAGAUGGCGCCUGUUGUGACAGGGAAGUUUGGGGAGCGCCCUCAGCCACAGCGCCUAACCAGAGAAGCCAUGAGGAACUACCUGAAGGAGCGAGGGGACCAAACUGUCAUGAUCCUGCAUGCAAAAGUUGCACAGAAAUCCUAUGGCAAUGAGAAAAGGUUUUUCUGCCCUCCCCCUUGUGUGUACCUGAUGGGCAGUGGCUGGAAGAAAAAGAAAGACCAGAUGGAGCGUGACGGCUGUUCCGAACAAGAGUCGCAGCCUUGCGCCUUCAUCGGCAUUGGCAACAGCGACCAGGAAAUGCAGCAGCUUAAUUUAGAGGGAAAGAACUAUUGCACAGCCAAAACCUUGUAUAUAUCUGACUCCGACAAGAGAAAGCACUUCAUGUUGUCUGUCAAGAUGUUCUACGGCAACAGCGCCGACAUCGGUGUCUUCCUCAGCAAGAGGAUCAAGGUCAUCUCCAAACCCUCCAAAAAGAAACAGUCCCUUAAAAACGCUGACUUGUGCAUCGCGUCAGGCACCAAGGUGGCGCUGUUCAACCGGCUGCGGUCUCAAACGGUCAGCACGCGCUAUCUCCACGUGGAGGGUGGCAAUUUCCAUGCCAGCUCCCAGCAGUGGGGGGCCUUCUACAUCCAUCUGUUGGAUGAUGAAGAGUCUGAAGGAGAGGAGUUCACUGUGAGAGAUGGUUACAUUCACUAUGGACAGACGGUCAAGCUGGUUUGUUCAGUCACCGGCAUGGCACUACCCAGACUGAUCAUCCGUAAGGUGGACAAGCAGACGGCGUUGCUUGACGCGGACGACCCAGUCUCCCAGCUCCACAAGUGUGCCUUCUACUUGAAGGACACAGAGCGCAUGUACCUGUGCCUUUCACAAGAGAGGAUCAUUCAGUUUCAAGCCACUCCAUGUCCAAAAGAACCAAACAAGGAGAUGAUCAAUGAUGGCGCCUCCUGGACAAUCAUCAGCACCGACAAGGCCGAGUACACCUUCUACGAGGGCAUGGGCCCUGUCCAAUCGCCUGUCACCCCUGUGCCUGUGGUUGAAAGCUUACAGCUGAACGGCGGUGGGGACGUCGCCAUGCUGGAGCUGACAGGACAGAACUUCACUCCAAAUCUACGGGUCUGGUUCGGAGACGUCGAAGCAGAGACCAUGUACAGGUGUGCAGAGAGCAUGCUAUGCGUGGUGCCCGACAUCUCGGCCUUCUGUGAGGGCUGGCGCUGGGUGCGGCAGCCCGUCCAGGUGCCCGUCACGCUGGUGAGGAACGACGGCAUCAUCUACUCCACCACGCUGACCUUCACCUACACGCCGGAGCCCGGGCCAAGGCCACACUGCAGCGCGGCCGGCGCCAUCCUGCGGGCCGGCAGUUCCAGCCUGCUGAGGGACGGUGGCAGCCAGGAGGGUGCCGCCGUCUACGCCCCUAGUGCCGCCACCGCCGCGGGAGUCACGUCCUCGUCCGCCGCCGCAACCGUGGUCUCUUAACACUUGAUCCCGUCUGCCUUGAGAGCAACUAUACCGGAGGGUGUGGAAUGACUUUGGGGAAGAAUCAAACUGCUGCGUAUCAAUUUUGGAGAGAAAAAUGAGCGGGAUAAAGGAAGAAACGUGGGUGGGGUCUGAAGGAGGAGUGACAUCACAAAGCUUGACGGGACGAAGCAGGACAAGCUCCCUCCUCCCCUGCGGUCACUUUGGGGACCUGCCAGGAUCCUUUCCUGGUGCUUUGGAAUGUUCCUGCAGAGCACCAGCAUCUUUCCACAGUUGCCACAAUGGAUCCACCACAACAAUACAUCCAGCGCACCUCCCGCCCCAAAAAACUAACGAGAGUGCUGAAGUGGAGUGAAUAUUUUUGCACUGCCCUCCUUCCAUGCUUCCAUGCUUCCCGGUGAUGGAUGUAUUGUUGUAUGAGGACGCAGAGGGACACAAAAAAGUGGCGGUGACGUCGUUUUUAUGGACCAAGGAUCUUGUAUAAGCUUUAGUAAAGGUACAUUUUUCUCCAUACCUUUUUUUGUAUUAAACAUAUAGUACACUUUUGUUACCAAAUAGUUUGUAUUCCUCCUCUGAUCUUGGGCUUUUUUCCCCCCUAAAAGUCAGCGAAGGUUUUCAUUGUGUGUAGUCGUGGGGGGGGACCUCAGAGGGCCUAUUUUUUAUUAUCAUUGGUUUUUAUGAAGUCUUUAAAAGAAAGAAAAGCUUUAAGCAACGCCUCUGCCUUGCCUUUGCCAAUAUGUGCGCCACGUCUCCGUCGGAAUUGUCCACGUCACGGAGCGUCCAAGCGGUCUUGUUGUUGGACGGCCUUAGCCUCACGUCAUAUCACGCGUGUUUGUGUCUUCCAGCGGCGUCAUUAGCGAGUCAAUGUGGCCUUACUGACAACUUCAGUUACACACAAAAAACACGAGAACUGUCGUUCUGAGCAAGAGCAUCUGCUCGCCUUCCUUCGAUUUCCACUGCUGGUACUUCUCACGAGCGCCUUCCUUUUUCUAACGCGACCAACAAAACACGGGUCCGUGCCGAUGGAGUGCAGAAAGGCCUUCUUCUUUUGUGUAUUAUUGAACAUUUACGAACAGCAAUAUUGUACAGCUCAUUAAUUUGUCCACCUGAGCACUACGAGUUCACCAGCCAGUGUGUGCGUGUGCGUGUGUGUGUGCGCGUGUGUCAUUAUGUAAUGGAUUAUUGAGUUAGACUCACUCCAUUAGCAUCCAAAUACUCCAAAAGGCUGAGGAAGAAAAUAAACUUGACAAUUAAAGGCAAUACUAAACAGCUUACAGUCCAACUGUAACUUGAAUGUGUUAACUUUGUCUUUUCUCACAACAACAACACACACAAAAAAGGAUUUGCUCAAUCCCCUUCAGUGGAAAAAAUAACACGAUUUAAGUUGAUAUGUUUUAUAUUGUAAUAUUUUAAAUUAUUGGUACAAAGUUUCCCCUUGUCUGAUGUCAAAAAAGUGCAUUAUUGCCUGCGCUGCCUCGGUCGGCCUGGGUUUUGUUUUAUUUAGAUUUUUAGAACAAAAAAAGGCCACUUCCUGUCUGGCGUAGCGACAACAAAUCUUUACGAACCCUUUACUGGCCAGGUCAGAGGUUGUGCAAUCUUGAAACUGUAGAUUUUAUUUAACAGCAAGUCUUGUCUAUGUUUUCUAACUCUAGACACUGUGUUUGUUGCUAGGAUCGCCCGCCUUCUCUGGGAUAUUUUUGGGUUGUUUACAUGUUGACCCCUCCCUUAGUAUCAUCUUCAUCAUCACAGAGUUCAAGGGCACACUUUGACCUUGACAACCUGAGCUGGUUUACACUUCUUUAAAGGGACGUGAGCGUCACGGGGUGUCGGAAAUGUUACACGCCAUAUCUGGAGUUGUUUUGGAAAAUGUUUUUUCUUUGUACUCUUCUGGAAGCAGCUGUCAUGAUUUUGUUAAAGGAGCUCUGAACAAUGUUUGUGUCCUGGAGAAAUGCCAAAUGUCUGAUCAUAUACAGUAGGUGUCAUGCACUGCACAGCGAGAGGCAGCUUUAAACCUUUUUUCUCCCUCUGUCGCUCUCAGCCUUACUUCUUCAGACUAUUUGGGCUGUUUGCACUAUAGAGCGCUAACACACUGUCACUGUAUGUGUGUGUUCUUCUCGUACUGGUUAUCGUGGUAGUUGUAGUACUAUACUCCUUGCGCAAAUGCUAGUUUGUAACAUUUAGCAAUAACGUCACAACAAGGGGACUCUUGUUUUUUAAUAGCAUAGUUUUUGUACAUAUUUCAGCUCCGGUUCAUGCUCCAGUCUGUCAUUAAAACACAAAAAAUGUCAUAAAAAGAGAAUUAAAAUGUGUUAUAAAGUCUCACUUUGUAUGU
This is a messenger RNA of Dunckerocampus dactyliophorus (ringed pipefish), 3979 nucleotides long. RefSeq names its product recombination signal binding protein for immunoglobulin kappa J region b (gene rbpjb). The record is from RefSeq and is a predicted model, not a curated record. Gene Ontology annotation, cellular component: MAML1-RBP-Jkappa- ICN1 complex; nucleus. The transcript is spliced from 11 exons. Gene Ontology annotation, biological process: regulation of transcription by RNA polymerase II; Notch signaling pathway. NCBI's taxonomy places the organism in Eukaryota, Metazoa, Chordata, Actinopteri, Syngnathiformes, Syngnathidae. Gene Ontology annotation, molecular function: DNA-binding transcription activator activity, RNA polymerase II-specific; RNA polymerase II cis-regulatory region sequence-specific DNA binding. Bases 178 to 1647 code for a protein of 489 amino acids.